AUGAGUGAUGAUAUAGAUUAUAAACCAUUAUUUAUAGCACUUAUUGAUGAAACAAAUAAGCCACUUCUGAUUCAUGUUCCAGAUGAAAAGUCUCAAGAUAUAGAGAAGGUACUAAAAUAUAACGUUUUCUCAAAUAUUUCAUUGGAUUAUUUUGAUAGUCAAUUGUUCGAUACCUUAGCAUUAGAAACAGAGAUAAUGGUGAAGUUAUUCUUUAAAUUAGAAGGUGUUGCUGUAUAUGGUAUGCUAAUGAAACCAACUGGAUUAAAAAUUGUAAUUGGUGUUGAUGAAUAUGAUGAAGAAGACGAAAAGAUCAAUGAUCUUUUUAAUAAAGUUAAAAGAAUUUAUAUCAGAGUGAAAUGCAAUCCAUUUGUCACUGCAGAAACCUCCAAUGAUGAUGAAAAUCAUAAGUUCACUGUUGAAAAACUACAAACUAAUUUAAGUAAGGUAUUCCCAUAG
This is a messenger RNA of Vanderwaltozyma polyspora DSM 70294, 456 nucleotides long. RefSeq names its product Tca17p (gene TCA17). Lineage: Eukaryota; Fungi; Ascomycota; Saccharomycetes; Saccharomycetales; Saccharomycetaceae. The record is from RefSeq and is a predicted model, not a curated record. Gene Ontology annotation, biological process: endoplasmic reticulum to Golgi vesicle-mediated transport. Bases 1 to 456 code for a protein of 151 amino acids. The transcript has a single exon. Gene Ontology annotation, cellular component: cytoplasm; nucleus; TRAPP complex.